AUGGAAGCGGGGGCUGCACCUCGCAAUAUAAACCCUCUCCAUCAGUACUCCAGGUCGCGGAAACCACUACGAUGGGCCAUAUGCAUAGUCCUCGGUACGCUGGCUAUCCUAGCCCUGACAGGACAGAGUUAUGGACCUGACCCUAUACGACGAACGUCGUCCGGGGCCAAGGCCAAAUACCUCACUCCGGCCAAGUUGAUGGAGCGGCCCAUCUCGAAAGACCUCCAGACGGUGCCCAAGCUAUUCCACCAGAGCUGGUCGUCGAACGAGCUGCCGGCCAAAUUCCAGCGGUGGAGCACGUCAUGCCGGCAACAACACCCAGACUGGGAGUAUAUCUUGUGGACGGACGAGGAUAAUGAAAAGCUGGUGGCAACGCAUUUCCCGUGGCUACUAUCGACAUACCAGGCGCUCCCUGGCGUCAUAUACAAAGCAGACCUGGCGCGCAAUUUGUACAUGUACAUGUUUGGAGGUGUUUAUGCAGAUCUCGACGUCGAAUGCCUCCGGCCGUCAGAUGAGCUGUUCAAGAGGUACAACGUAUCGACAGUGUCCCAUGCGAAACCCAGACCGAUGUCGACGUACAACCUCCAGAAGAACGGCCGAAAGGCCUUCUUUGGAAGAAUGGGUGUGGACACGGAAGAAGCAAACUCGAUUCCGAACGCAUGGAUGGCUUCGACACCGGGCCACCCUUUCUUUCUCAUUGUUCUCGAGCACGUCAUGAGGACCAUGCACGAGGGCACAAGUGAUGAGGGGCCAGAAGACACGACUGGGCCCGCGCUGCUCUUCAACAAGAUCAACGAGUACCUGGCCGAGGACGGCAAGUUCCGAGGGGAGAAUAUGGACAAAUGGGUGUCCAAGAACCCGACGGCGAAACAGUUCACCCCCCGAAGGGGUCUGGGCCACUCGGUCGAAGUCCUUCCCUUCCAAUACAUCUUUCCAUACUCGUGGCAGCGAGAUGGCGAGGCCGUGCGGGACGUCUGCUGGGCGACGAGACGAUCCUUUUCAGCCGAACGAUGUAAAUUGCUCUUGGCCACGGAUCACUGGCCCAGCUACGCCAUCACGUACUGGAGUCACACUUGGGCUGGAGAAGGGCAUGACGAGGGUAAUGUCGACCAUCUGAAUUUUGAUGAAGAGAAGGAGCAGCAACACUGA
This is a messenger RNA of Exophiala spinifera, 1149 nucleotides long. RefSeq lists its product as uncharacterized. The coding region runs from base 1 to 1149 and encodes 382 amino acids. Gene Ontology annotation, biological process: mannosyl-inositol phosphorylceramide biosynthetic process. The transcript is spliced from 2 exons. NCBI's taxonomy places the organism in Eukaryota, Fungi, Ascomycota, Eurotiomycetes, Chaetothyriales, Herpotrichiellaceae. Gene Ontology annotation, molecular function: mannosyltransferase activity. The record is from RefSeq and is a predicted model, not a curated record.